UUCUCUUGGAAACUUAAGCUACCUAACCUAUCUAUAUCUUUCUGAGAAUCGACUUUCUGGUUUCAUCCCUCAAGAAUUUGGAAUUAACAAUCUUACUAAACUGAAGAUUUUUGAUUUAUUUGAAAAUCAAUUAUCCGGUCAAUUACCAGACAAUGUAUGCCUUGGUGGAUUGCUUGAGAGAUUCAUUGUUGGAGGGAAUCAUUUUAUUGGUUCAAUACCUAAAUCCUUGAGAAACUGCACUAGCCUCAUCAGAGUCCGACUUGAAGGAAAUCAACUUAUUGGAAAUAUAGGGGAAAGUUUUGGGGUAUACCCACGCUUAACAUACAUGGAUUUGAGUAAUAAUAAACUUUAUGGUGAACUUUCAACUAAUUGGGGGAAAUGUCAAAACUUGACAAGCUUGAAAAUCUCUAACAAUAACAUUUCAGGUGGAUUACCUCCUGAGCUUGGAGAAGCAUUUCAAUUACAUGUGCUCAACCUUUCCUCAAAUAAGAUACAUGGGAAAAUCCCAAAGGAAUUAGGUAAGCUGAUGUUUUUGUUUGAGCUUUUUCUAGACAAUAACAAGUUUUCUGGACAAGUUCCUUACAAUUUUGGGAUGCUAUCAAAUCUAGAGCAACUUAAUCUUGCCAAAAAUGGUCUAAGUGGCCUUAUUCCUGACCUAGGGAAUUGUAAAAAACUUUUUGUCUUGAACUUGAGUAACAAUCAUUUAAGCAAAUAUAUCCCACUUCAAAUUGGCAAUUUGCAGUAUCUCCAAAAUCUUGACCUUAGCAAAAAUUUUCUAACGGGAGGGAUGCCACAACAACUUGGAGAUUUGAAAAUGUUAGAAAUCUUGAAUCUUUCCCACAAUGCACUCUCUGGCAAUAUUCCAUCCAGUUUUGAUCAAUUAUUAGGCUUGACAUCCAUUGACUUGUCCUACAAUCAAUUGGAGGGUCCUAUUCCAAAUACUAAAGUAUUUCAGAAGGCACCAGAAGAAGCAUUUAGAAAUAACAAGGGCUUGUGUGGCAAUGCUAUCGGUUUGAACGUUUGCCCCUCAACAUAUAGCCACAAUCUUCAUGUCAAAAAGGGGAAUAAAGUUAUGAAAUUGAUUUUGGCCCUUUUAGGGAUUGUUUUUCUUAUGUUUAUCAUUGUCAAAAUUACAUUAGAUGUUUGCUUUAGAAAGAUGAAUAUAAAAAAUAAGACAAAAGAAGAAGAACAUCAAAAGACAUUUUCAGUGUGGAGCUAUGAUGGGAAAAUGGUUUAUGAAAACAUUGUUGAGGCAACAGGGGAUUUUGAUCACAAACAUUGUAUUGGUGUUGGGGGGUAUGGAAUUGUUUACAAAGCUAAGUUGCCAACAGGUGAAGUUGUUGCUGUAAAGAAACUUCAUCCACUCUCAGAAGACGGUGUGGCCAAUGUAAACGCUUUCACCAAUGAAAUACAUAGUCUAACUGAAAUACGACACCGCAACAUUGUAAAGCUUCAUGGUUUUUGCUCACAUCCACGACACUUGCUUUUAGUUUAUGAGUUCUUGGAAGGAGGGAGCUUGAAAAAGAUACUAAACAAUGAUGAAUUAGCACCAGGCUUUGAUUGGGCUAAGAGGGUAAAUGUUGUUAAAGGUGUUGCAAGUGCUCUGUCUUAUAUGCAUAAUGACUGCUUAAAUCCAAUAAUUCAUCGUGACAUAUCAAGCAAGAAUAUUCUGCUAGAUUCAGAAUAUGAAGCUCAUGUCUCUGACUUUGGCACAGCUAGGAUUAUGAGUUCUGACACAUCUUAUUGGACUUCAUUUGCUGGCACUUUUGGGUAUGCUGCUCCUGAACAUGCUUACACAAUGGAAGUAAGUGAAAAGUGCGACGUUUAUAGCUUUGGAGUAGUCACAUUCGAAGUAAUUAUGGGAAGGCAUCCGGGUGAUUUGAUCUCAUCAUUUCUAUCAACCUCAUUUGCAUCAUCGUCCUAUGAUGUGCUAUUAGAAGAUGUGUUGGAUCAACGGCUUGCGCUGCCUAUUGGGCAAGUUGCAGAGAAGGUGGUUUUAGUGGCAAAGAUAGCAUUGGCAUGCUUGCACACCAAUCCACAUUCUCGUCCGACCAUGCAACAAGUUUAUCAAAAGCUAUCAACUUGGAAAUCCCCAUUCACAAAGCCUUUGGGCAUGAUCACACUAAGAGAGCUCAUUGGUCUCAAAAAUCUGAUGUAA
This is a messenger RNA of Quercus lobata, 2158 nucleotides long. RefSeq names its product MDIS1-interacting receptor like kinase 2-like. Gene Ontology annotation, biological process: protein phosphorylation. Bases 326 to 2158 code for a protein of 610 amino acids. NCBI's taxonomy places the organism in Eukaryota, Viridiplantae, Streptophyta, Magnoliopsida, Fagales, Fagaceae. The record is from RefSeq and is a predicted model, not a curated record. Gene Ontology annotation, molecular function: protein kinase activity; protein binding; ATP binding. The transcript is spliced from 3 exons.